Archocentrus centrarchus (flier cichlid) is the source of this 1166-nucleotide messenger RNA. RefSeq lists its product as uncharacterized. NCBI's taxonomy places the organism in Eukaryota, Metazoa, Chordata, Actinopteri, Cichliformes, Cichlidae. The transcript has 2 exons. The record is from RefSeq and is a predicted model, not a curated record. The coding region runs from base 63 to 902 and encodes 279 amino acids.
CUAAACAUGAAGGAAAUCUGAAAACAGAGGAAACAGUCAUAUCCUCACCUCCCCCACUCAAAAUGCUAACAACCGAGCACAUGACAGGCACAACUACAGAAAACAUGAAGAUUAAAGACACAACAAUAAGUACGGAAGUCAUCAAUCGAAGCAGUGCAGAGAAAGAUGACGGACUGCCGAGUGCAGAGGAGAGUCCAACAACCAGAGUGAGUCUAGAACCCGAGGCUCACACUGAGCCAGGAUUUAUGACGAGUAAAACAGAAACUACACAAGCAAAGACUGAAAAGCGAUUCUCGGGUCUCAGGAUGAGAGAAGACGUCCUAGAAAAUAUAACCAAAUUUCUGAGAGGCACAGAGAGUGAAGGAGGAGCUUUAAUAAGCAGGACAGAAACUGGAAGAAAAGAAGAUCAAAACGAUCCAGGAGUGGACUCAUUUACAUUUUCAGCACAUUUGGAAGCAAAUCACAAAGAAGCUUCAGACAAGCGUGCACAAAUUUCAGGGGACGGUGUGCCACUCUGCAGAGGUUUAAUACACCGCACAAAAGCUGGCCUGAAACACUGCAUAGAGAGACAAGGAGGAACAAAGUCGGAGAUACUUUCCUCAGGGGAUCCUGUGGAUGCAGGAGAGCUGCAGAGAGACUCUAUCGGCAACAAUGACAACAACCAUCUCAAUGAUGAAGAAAAUGAUCAUUUCUAUUAUUUUGAUGGCGUACUGAAAAGAGUUCAAAAUAAUUUUUACCCCCAUUACAAGAGAGAGACACACAACGGCGUUCCCACAGAGAGACAAAAGAAAGACACUCGUGAAAAUCUUCUCAGUUAUAUUCACCGUCUUACAUUGAGGAACAGGGUCAGCGACUUCAGAAGAGUAGGUGCUGAAGAUGAUGUCCAGAGACAUGGUCGGUAAUCUCUGAAAAUAAAUGGAAUCCACAAAGUGACUGAAGGACCUGAACCUUGAAGAAUGAAAGAAAACGUCAGCACUAAUAUGAGCUUCACCCACUGGACACCAAGUGAAAAGCAAUGUCCUGUUUGAAGGGUCAAGUAAGGUGGAUCAUACAAAGCUACUAACUUCCCUUCACAUCCAGUUAAUAACAGUCUGAGAACAGACAGGAGAGGGAGACAUCACACUGAAGGUACUACGAACCUGAAUUUUAGUAUUCAUAAAAACAAC